AUGGACAAUCUGCUCGGUUAUGCGUCAAGUUCUUCAGAUGAAUCGGACUCUACACCUUCGAAGGUAUGUUAUACUUGUUUUUUUGUUUAAAAAUGUUUAUAUUUUUAUUUCUAGAAGCAGAAACUAGAUUCACCUGCGCCCUCUAACAGCAGUACGCCCCUAGAGUCACGGCAAGACGAGCCUGCACCAAGAUAUGUAGAGCCAGAAGCGCCAACAAGAAAAUCUUUUUCUGAAACUCCUCAAAAUAAAUCACCUUCCGGUAAGUUAUGCUUUUUAUUAUUGUCCAUUCCGUUUUUAGAUGAGGAAGAAGAAGCUGAGGAGAAUCGUUUGAUCGCAGAGGGAGGUGCCCUACUAGCCGUUACCAGCACAGGCGGAUCAAAUUGUCCAACACCGUCAAGAGAGUCGGAGGGAGAAAAUGAAGAAAUAAAUGAGGAGAUAACACAAUUGCCGCCUGAACCCGAAGGUGAAGUCGAUCCGGAUGUCGAGGUAGGUCUUUUCACAACUUUUGAGCUAUGCUUGGAUUGUUUUUGCAUCAAGUUUUCGCUUGAUACUAGUCUUGGCCAUGUGUAAUAUAAAAAACUUCGUUUUUCUUCAGGCGAACUUCCAUCGCUUUUUCAAAUACAAGGAGCAACGAAAAUGCGACAUGAACAAGCUACUCACUGAACGCAAAGACUUCAAAAACCCAUCAAUGUACGAAAAAUUAAAGGAACAGUUCGAUAUUGAUGAAUAUGGAAGCAACUUUGAUAAAAGAAAACAUGAAUUUAUACAAUUCGAGGACGAAGACUACUACGAUGCUCUCUGUAGGUCAUUUCCACAUUUAUAUUGUUGCAUUUUUAGCGGAAACACAAGCCAAAAUCACGGAGAAGGAGCAAAGUCGGCGGAAGAAGGUGUAG
Molecule: messenger RNA, 893 nt
Organism: Bursaphelenchus xylophilus (pine wood nematode)
Lineage: Eukaryota; Metazoa; Nematoda; Chromadorea; Rhabditida; Aphelenchoididae
Source: the annotation of a GenBank genome assembly